UGCCCUCGGCGGCUGGGGCUGGGGCGGCGGAGGAGGAGGAGAAGGAGGAUGAACCGCUGGCGUCCCCCCGCCUCCCGCUGCUGACGACGACGACGCCGCCGCUCAGCUCAGCCUGCUGCGGGCUCAGCGCCGCGCCACCGGCCAUGGUGCCCAGCGAGGAGAACCAGCUCGUCCCCAAAGAGGAUAUGUUUUGGAGUUGCAGACAAAGUAUCUUUGCUGAAAUGAAGAAGAAAUUUUCACAGGUGGAAAGUGCUGCUGAGGAACCCAGGGUGCUGUGUAUAAUACAAGAUACCACAAAUUCCAAGACAGUUAAUGAGCGUGUUACCUUGAACCUGCCAGCUUCCACACCACUUAAAAGGCUGUUUGAAGAUGUGGCUUCAAAAGUGGGCUACGUGAAUGGAACUUUUGAUUUAAUGUGGGGAAAUGGAGAUAAUGUAACUGAUACGACUCCAAUAGAUCAGAACAGUGACAAAACUAUUCUCGAUGCUGGUUUUGAGCCAGGGAAGAAGAACUUCCUGCAUUUGACAGACAGAGAUGGUGAGCAGCCUCAUACAAUGCCGGAGGAUUCAGGUACAACAGAUGACAGUGCGCAAGACAGAUUUAUAGGCCCUCUUCCAAGAGAAGGCUCUGUUGGCUGUACCAAUGACUACGUCAGUCAGAGCUAUUCUUAUUCAUCAGUCCUGAGCAAAUCGGAGACAGGUUAUGUGGGGCUAGUAAAUCAAGCAAUGACUUGCUACUUGAACAGCCUUCUACAAACACUUUUCAUGACUCCUGAAUUUAGAAAUGCGUUAUAUAAAUGGGAAUUUGAAGAAUCUGAAGAGGAUCCUGUGACGAGUAUCCCCUACCAGCUUCAAAGACUGUUUGUUUUACUGCAGACCAGCAAAAAAAGAGCAAUUGAAACAACAGAUGUUACACGGAGUUUUGGAUGGGAUAGUAGUGAGGCAUGGCAACAACAUGAUGUACAGGAGCUUUGCAGAGUCAUGUUUGAUGCUUUGGAGCAGAAAUGGAAGCAAACAGAACAGGCCGAUCUUAUAAAUCAGCUCUACCAAGGCAAACUGAAGGACUAUGUAAGAUGUCUAGAAUGUGGCUAUGAAGGCUGGAGAAUCGACACUUACCUGGAUAUUCCUUUGGUCAUCCGGCCAUAUGGCUCCAACCAGGCAUUUGCUAGCGUGGAAGAAGCACUGCAUGCUUUCAUUCAGCCUGAGAUUCUUGAUGGCCCCAAUCAGUAUUUUUGUGAACGAUGUAAGAAGAAAUGUGAUGCAAGGAAGGGUCUGCGGUUCUUGCAUUUUCCGUAUCUGCUGACAUUACAGCUGAAGAGAUUUGACUUUGAUUAUACCACUAUGCACAGAAUUAAACUCAAUGAUCGUAUGACUUUUCCUGAGGAGUUAGACAUGAGUGUCUUCAUUGAUGUUGAAGAUGAGAAGUCUCCUCAGACUGAGAGUUGCACUGAUAGUGGAGCUGAAAAUGAAGGCAGUUGUCACAGUGAUCAGAUGAGCAAUGAUUUUUCUAAUGAUGAUGGAGUUGAUGAAGGAAUCUGCCUUGAAAGCAAUAGUGCAGCAGAAAGACUUUCUAAAGCUGGCAGUGAAAAGAGUUCUUUACUGUAUGAGCUCUUUUCUGUUAUGGUUCAUUCUGGAAGUGCUGCUGGUGGCCAUUAUUAUGCCUGUAUAAAAUCUUUUAGUGAUGACCAGUGGUACAGCUUUAAUGAUCAGCAUGUUAGCAAGAUAACUCAGGAAGAUAUUAAGAAAACAUAUGGUGGAUCUUCUGGAAGCAGAGGCUAUUAUUCCAGUGCUUUUGCUAGCUCCACAAAUGCAUACAUGCUGAUAUACAGACUGAAGGAUCCCACAAGAAAUGCAAAGUUUCUUGAGGCACAUGAGUAUCCAGAGCAUAUUAAACAGUUGGUACAGAAAGAGAGAGAACUGGAAGAACAAGAGAAGAGGCAACGUGAAAUUGAGCGCAACACUUGCAAGAUUAAAUUGUUUUGCAUGCAUCCUACAAAACAAAUAAUGAUGGAGAACAAAUUAGAGGUUCAUAAGGACAGGACACUGAAGGAAGCUGUGGAAAUAGCUUACAAGCUAAUGGAUUUAGAAGAGGCUGUUCCUUUGGAUUGCUGCCGUCUUGUCAAAUAUGAUGAGUUUCAUGACUACUUGGAACGAUCUUAUGAAGGAGAAGAGGAUACGCCAAUGGGUUUAUUACUUGGAGGUGUCAAAUCAACAUACAUGUUUGACUUACUGUUGGAAACAAGACGACCUGACCAAAUUUUCCAGUGCUAUAAACCUGGUGAGGUCAUGGUAAAGGUUCAUGUAGUUGACCUAAAGACUGAAUCUGUUGCUCCUCCAAUAAGUGUACGAGCUUAUUUGAAUCAAACAGUUUCAGAAUUUAAACAGCUAAUUUCAAAGGCUACACACCUGCCCGCUGAAACAAUGCGGGUAGUAUUAGAACGUUGCUACAAUGACUUGCGUCUUCUGAAUGUUUCCAGCAAAACACUGAAAGCUGAAGGCUUUUUUAGAAGCAACAAGGUAUUUAUUGAAAGCUCAGAGUCUUUAGAUCGUCAUGUGGCGUAUACAGAUUCUCAUUUGUGGAAACUUUUGGAUCGUCAUGCAAAUACAAUCAGACUAUAUGUUUCAUUACCAGAGCAAUCACCUGGAUCUCAAUUUAGACGAGCAGUUUAUCAGAAGUCUAGUGGAGAUUCAGGCAACUUGGAUGAAGCCUGUGAAAGAGUAAAAGGAUCUGUAGGUAAUAUGAAAUCUGUAGAGGCAAUCCUGGAAGAAAGCACCGAAAAGCUUAAAAGCUUGUCCCUGCAGCAGCAGCAGGAGGGGGAUAAUGGAGACAGCAGCAAAAGCACAGAAGCCAGUGAUUUUGAAAACAUUGAAUCACCUUUAAAUGAAGUAGACUCUUCAGCAUCAACAGAAAACAGAGAACUUGAAAACCAAAUUCAGAUUUCCGAUCCAGAAAAUCUCCAGUCCGAGGAACGGUCAGAUUCAGAUGUAAAUAACGACAGGAGUACAAGUUCAGUGGACAGUGAUAUCCUCAGCUCCAGUCAUAGCAGUGAUACUUUAUGCAACGUGGACAAUGCCCCACUUCCCUUGGCUAAUGGACUUGAUUCUCAUAGUAUCACAAGUAGUAGGCGAUCAAAAGCAAAUCAGGGGAAGAAAGAAACCUGGGACACAGCAGAAGAAGAUUCUGGAACAGAUAGUGAAUACGAUGAAAGUGGCAAGAGCAGAGGAGAAGCACAAUAUAUGUACUUUAAGUCAGAACCCUACACUGCAGAUGAAGGUUCGGGAGAAGGGCAAAAAUGGCUGAUGGUGCAUGUUGAUAAAAGAAUUACACUGUCGGCCUUCAAGCAACAUUUGGAGCCUUUUGUUGGAGUUCCAUCUUCUCACUUCAAAGUCUUUAGAGUCUACGCCAGCAAUCAAGAGUUUGAGAGUGUUCGGCUGAAUGAGACACUUUCGUCAUUUUCUGACGACAAUAAGAUAACUAUUAGACUUGGGAGAGCCCUUAAGAAGGGUGAAUACAGAGUCAAAGUCUAUCAACUUUUGGUAAAUGAGCCAGAGCCAUGCAAGUUUCUUCUAGAUGCAGUUUUUGCUAAAGGAAUGACUGUCCGACAGUCAAAAGAGGAGCUGCUUCCUCAGCUUCGAGAACAAUGUGGCCUAGACUUGACAAUUGACAGGUUUCGCCUACGAAAGAAAACCUGGAAGAACCCAGGCACUGUGUUUCUGGAUUAUCAUAUCUAUGAAGAAGAUAUCAAUAUUUCAAGCAAUUGGGAGGUCUUCUUAGAAAUACUUGAUGGAGUAGAAAAGAUGAAAUCCAUGUCACAACUUGCUGUUUUAUCAAGACGAUGGAGGCCAUCAGAGAUGAAACUAGAUUCUUUCCAGGAAGUAGUACUAGAAAGCAGCAGUGUUGAAGAAUUAAGAGAGAAGCUGAGUGAAAUAAGUGGAAUACCCUUAGAAAACAUAGAAUUUGCAAAGGGUAGAGGAACGUUUCCAUGUGACAUUUCUAUACUAGAGAUUCACCAAGACUUGGACUGGAAUCCUAAAGUAUCUACAUUGAAUGUCUGGCCUCUGUACAUUUGUGAUGAUGGUGCAGUAAUAUUUUAUAGGGAUAGAACUGAAGAGUUAAUGGAAUUAACAGAUGAGCAGAGAAAUGAACUGAUGAAAAAAGAAAGCAGCAGACUCCAGAAAACUGGACACCGGGUAACCUACUCUCCUCGUAAAGAAAAAGCACUAAAAAUCUAUCUGGAUGGAGCACCAAAUAAAGAUUUGACUCAAGACUGAUACUUGCUAUAGCAUUUUCCCUGGGGAAUUUUUUUGUUUAAAAUAAAAAGGUUCACUACUACUGUGUAGUGCCAUUACGGCAGGACAUUCAUUAGGUGUAAAGCGCUGACACCAGCACUGAUUGGGCUGUGUUACCAAUCAGAAGCGCAGUGUCCCAUUGGGUCACUGCUUGACUUGGAAUCAUGUUGUGCACUAUAGUCAAAUGUACUGUAAAGCUAAAAGGGAUGUGCAAAUAAAAGAUUAGAACUCAAAAGUGGGCGGGGAGGGAAAUGAGUGGAAAUUUUUGAGGACAGUGUGCACAUAGUAGCUAGUGAAACUAGCCUCAAACAGGAUACUCAUAGCUUAAUAAUAAAAGCUGUGCAAAGGCCAUGAAAGAAUCCUUUUUUCUGUUUGUUUCACUGAUACACGCAUUACCUCAUCAGAGAGUCUGAAGUAAAUGUUAACACAUUGGUUCUAGAAAAGCAGCAGAAAAGGGUCGAAGAUGAAAUGGAAGUGCUGCAAGUGUAAGAUUUUAGAAUAUUCUUCCAUAAAACAGGUAGUCUGAGAGGUGUCUGCAGAAAGCUGCCAGCAGGUGGUGGUUCAUUUUGCAGAAGUGCUGUUGUAAGGUAAACUGGUUUUUAAUAGGUUAUGGAAGCCAAUGAGCAGCUCUAUUAUAUUGCGUUCAACGUGUAAAUAAAAUUUGCCCUAUCCAUUUAACAGAACUGCAGUUCAGCUAUUUACCAUGGUAUUUCUUUUCACAUAUCAACAUUCAUUGUGUACAUUUGGAAGUAUAGUUGCCUAUUUAAAUUUGUAUUCAUUUUAUGUUUGACAAUGCUGGGUACUUUAGGGUUGUAUUUCCCCUUGUUAAUGAAGUUUUUGUUUUGUUCAGCUACUUUUUGUACAUUUUGUUUUUGAGACUAUUACAAGUUUGCAUCUUCUCCACCCACUGAAAGUCAUUUUUCCCAGAGUUGAUUCUGUAGCUGUAUGUAGUCAAAUACUGGGGCAACCUCUAACACCUCAACAUACAAACUUGGUAGUUCAGGUUGUGGUGCAAAGACUGAUGCAGUCAACAUGAUUUCAUUGCAAAGCCUAGGAACAGCAAUUUUUUGCUUUGGUCCAUAAAGAUCAAUAGAGAACAAUUCUGCGUAGUUUUUGGAAAACCACCUAAUUUAUAACAAUCAAAAGAUUUUGGUAAACUUUUUCAUGCCAGAUGCUGUUUACAACAAUGAACAUGCCAAUAAAACAUUUGUUCAUUCUGUUGUGUUAUUUUAAUCAUUAAAUGCUGUGGUUCUUAUUUGAAAAAUUAUGGAAUUAUUUCAUGGAAAUACAGAUUUUCCCAAGGCAAUGUCAGAAUUG
Molecule: messenger RNA, 5606 nt
Organism: Haliaeetus leucocephalus (bald eagle)
Lineage: Eukaryota; Metazoa; Chordata; Aves; Accipitriformes; Accipitridae
Gene: USP47
Product: ubiquitin specific peptidase 47
Exons: 29
Coding region: 144-4271 (1375 amino acids)
Biological process (GO): protein deubiquitination
Cellular component (GO): cytosol; nucleus
Molecular function (GO): cysteine-type deubiquitinase activity; cysteine-type endopeptidase activity
Source: RefSeq, a predicted model, not a curated record